AUGGCCGUACUGUCACCAUUGACCACCGAUCCAGAUGAUCUUGAGAUCAAGACUAAACUGCCAAAUGCACUCCACUUUCGGCGCGGUCGACACUAUGCUCGCUCCAGAAACAUGGAGCUCGAGUUACCAAUACCGCCCUCAUCAACAGACAAGAACAAACCUGACUGGACGACGGUAAGGAAAGCAUGGUGGAGUGUGAUUGACUUGGUAUACCGCUCAGCAAACUCACCAAUGCAUUUAGCAAUGGACAUGAGAAUUACAGGCGAAAGUGAGAUCAUUAUGGCUCCUCAACGUGGAAACAAUCAUGGCACCGUAGCUAUUGAGAUUGGAUCGGUCACUGACUCGGUUACUGAGNAAGAGUGGCAAACUUUCUGUCAGGACUUUGUGGAUGCAUUGACAAAACUUGCUCCUGAAGGUAGGCUUCGACCCCAUUGGGGAAAAGAGUGGGUGAAGAUGCGAUUUGGUGGUCUUCCAGCUCGCGAAUACAUCAGGUCGGUGGCUUAUAAGAGCGAGAUUCCAGAAUGUCUGGCCGCUUUGGAAAAGAUCGGCAAACGACAAGGGUGGACUUUGAAGGAUUUGCGCAAGAGGUUCUCUAACAAGUUGUUGGAUGAUAUAUUCUUCUGCGAUACUCAAGCUCAUGCUUGA
Molecule: messenger RNA, 645 nt
Organism: Aureobasidium musti
Lineage: Eukaryota; Fungi; Ascomycota; Dothideomycetes; Dothideales; Saccotheciaceae
Source: the annotation of a GenBank genome assembly